AUGGAGUCGUUUCAAGAAAACAGGGUGAAUCAGCCAUUGUUGGAGUCGAAAGAACCAGCACGGCAGGUGGCUGGGGAGCAGAUUAGUUCUGAGCUUGAGGAUAUGCUAUCGAACACCAGCUUGUCGUGGUGGCGCCGCCUGAAAAAAGCCAUCUGGAUUGAGAUGAAGACUCUCUACAUCCUUGCAGCUCCUGCGGUUAUAGUUUACUUGCUUAACAAUAUUACCUCAGUGUCCACGCAGAUUUUCUGUGGCCAUCUUGGCAAUCUUGAACUUGCUGCUGCUUCUCUUGGAAAUAACGGCGUUCAACUUCUGGCCUAUGGAAUCAUGCUAGGAAUGGGAAGUGCUGUAGAAACGUUGUGUGGGCAGGCAUAUGGAGCUCACAAAUACGAAUUGCUUGGAGUAUACAUGCAAAGAUCAACAAUCCUCCUGAUGGUAACAGGGCUACCAUUGAUGCUAAUUUAUAUUUUCUCCAAACCAAUUUUGCUCUUACUAGGUGAAUCAAAAAGCCUUGCAUCUGCAGCAGCUGUGUUUAUCUAUGGCCUAAUCCCUCAGAUUUUCGCGUACGCUGCAAAUUUUCCUAUACAAAAGUUUUUGCAGUCACAAAGUAUAGUAAAUCCCAGUGCAUAUAUAGCAGCAGCUACACUGGUACUGCAUAUACUAUUAACAUGGCUGGCAGUGUUUGUGUUCGGAUGGGGAUUGCUUGGUGCAGCAUUGGUGUUGAGUUUAUCGUGGUGGAUUAUAGUAGUGGGACAAUUUGUGUACAUUUUAUAUUCUGACAAGUGCAAAGCUACAUGGACUGGAUUCAGUUGGAUGGCAUUUUCUGGACUGUGGGAUUUUUUGAAGUUGUCUACUUCCUCUGCUGUUAUGCUGUGCCUCGAGACUUGGUACUUUCAGAUUUUAAUUCUUAUUGCUGGUUUGCUUCCCAAUCCUGAAAUUGUAUUGGACUCCCUGUCUGUUUGUGUCACGUACCUUGGAUGGGUAUUUAUGAUAUCAGUGGGUUUCAAUGCUGCUGCAAGUGUAAGGGUUAGCAAUGAGCUUGGAGCUGGACAUCCCAAAUCAGCAGCAUUUUCUGUCGUGGUGGUGACAAUGAACUCCUUCGUAUUAGCAGUAUUUUUUGCCAUUUUGUCACUUUUUCUGCGCCAUCAAUUAAGUUAUAUCUUCACCGGCGGAAAAACAGUUUCUGAUGCAGUAUCAGACCUCACACCACUUAUGGCCAUCUCCAUUGUUCUUAAUGGAAUUCAACCUGUUUUGUCUGGUGUUGCCGUUGGAUGUGGAUGGCAAACUUUUGUUGCGUACGUUAACGUUGGAUGUUACUAUGUGAUUGGCAUUCCAUUGGGUUCAGUUCUUGGAUUUAAAUUCAAACUUGGGGCAAAGGGAAUAUGGUCGGGAAUGCUCGGAGGUACAGCCUUGCAGACUAUAAUCUUAUUAUGGGUCACCAUUCGGACGGACUGGAAUAAAGAGGUGGAGAACGCAAGGAGGCGGUUGCAAAAUUGGGAAGACGGAAAAGAAGAAGUUAAGUCGAAUGAUUAA
Fraxinus pennsylvanica is the source of this 1530-nucleotide messenger RNA. NCBI's taxonomy places the organism in Eukaryota, Viridiplantae, Streptophyta, Magnoliopsida, Lamiales, Oleaceae. The record is from the annotation of a GenBank genome assembly.